Messenger RNA from Nerophis lumbriciformis (worm pipefish), 1621 nucleotides. RefSeq names its product tissue alpha-L-fucosidase-like. Lineage: Eukaryota; Metazoa; Chordata; Actinopteri; Syngnathiformes; Syngnathidae. Gene Ontology annotation, biological process: glycoside catabolic process; fucose metabolic process. Gene Ontology annotation, molecular function: alpha-L-fucosidase activity. The record is from RefSeq and is a predicted model, not a curated record. Gene Ontology annotation, cellular component: lysosome.
GUGAUAAAAACAUCACAUCACACGCGUCCAAUGCGGAAGUGUGUGCGCGUGAUGAUAAAACGCGGGUAAUAACCCACAACAAUGAUGUUAGCUGUCGUGUUCGCCAUCUUACUUGGCCUUUUAACGCCCGAAGCUCGAUACGCGGCAGACUGGGCGAGUUUAGAUGCCCGGCCGCUGCCUGCGUGGUACGACGAGGCGAAGGUGGGCAUCUUCAUCCACUGGGGGGUGUUCUCCGUGCCCGGCUUCGGCAGCGAGUGGUUCUGGUGGCACUGGCGGGGCCAGAACCCCCCAAACCCCCAAUGUGUGGACUUCAUGACCCGGAACUACCCGCCUGGCUUCACCUACCCCGAGUUUGCUAAUCAAUUUCACGGCCAGUUCUUCAACCCGGAGGAAUGGGCUGACAUAUUCAACGCUUCCGGAGCAAAGUACGUGGUUUUGACAGCCAAACACCAUGAAGGUUUUACCAACUGGGGCUCUCCAUACUCCUGGAACUGGAAUUCUGUUGACACCGGUCCUCACAGAGACCUGGUCGGAGACCUGGGGGAUGCAGUGCGCAAGCGGUCUUUGCACUUUGGACUGUAUAACUCCCUAUACGAGUGGUUCCACCCUCUCUACCUGGCUGACAAGCAGAAUGGAUUCAAAACACAGGACUUUGUGCUGCGUAAGCUUCUACCAGAGCUGUAUAACAUGGUUGUGAGGUACAGGCCUGAGGUGAUCUGGUCUGAUGGGGACUGGGAGGCACCGGACACGUACUGGAACUCCACGCAGUUCCUAGCCUGGCUCUAUAACGAUAGCCCCGUCAAAGACACAGUGGUGACCAAUGACAGAUGGGGAGCGGGCUGCUCGUGCAAACAUGGAGGUUACUACAACUGCGAGGACAAGUACACUCCAGGCCAGCUUCCCCAACACAAGUGGGAGAAAUGCACGUCCGUGGACAGGUUCUCUUGGGGCUAUCGCCGUAACAUGAAGCUGAGUGACCUGAUGGACCUGCACGCCAUCAUAGAGGAUCUGGUUCAGACCGUGGCCCUGGGAGGGAACUACCUCCUGAACGUGGGCCCCACUGCUGACGGAAUGAUCCCGGCGGUGUUUGAGGAGCGUCUGCGGGGACUGGGUGCUUGGCUGCAAGUCAACGGCGAGGCGAUCUACUCUUCUCAACCUUGGAGAGUCCAGAUGGAAAAUGCUUCCACGCCCGUAUGGUAUACGUCGAAAGGGGGCAGCGUUUAUGCCACCUUGACAAGUGAACCCCCCAAACCCACUCUGCAACUUUUGCAACCCAAAACAUCAGCAGCCACCAAGGUGAUGUUGUUGGGGAACCCUACGCCUCUAUCCUGGUCUCCGGUCCAGCCCAACGGCCUUAAUGUUGUCCUACCUGAGCUGCCUUACACAGCAGGACACGCCUGGACCCUCAGACUGGAUGGCGUGCACUGAUUGGUCAACACGGAAGGUACAAAAAGAGCGUUAAAAUAAAUCACCUCAUUUGAAUGUGCGCCAUAAAUGAAAGACUUCUAUUAUAUUUGCCCUGUUGCCGCGGUGACUAACGAUCUAACGGGUGUUCUUGAUUGGAUUUUUACGAAUGAAACUUGUUAACAAUGUAGAAAUAAAAGACAGAUUUUCAACAAAA